Molecule: messenger RNA, 136 nt
Organism: Dentiscutata erythropus
Lineage: Eukaryota; Fungi; Glomeromycota; Glomeromycetes; Diversisporales; Gigasporaceae
Source: the annotation of a GenBank genome assembly
UUUUAUGAAAUUUAAUCUUCCAAUAGUUAAAAAAAAUAACCCAGAAUUAAAUCAUAAUGAUGCGUUUAAAUUAGUAGCUUCAAUGUGGAAAGAUUCGAUAAACAAUCCAAAAAACGAUUUUUCUAAAUUUUUGUAA